GAAAUGGCCAGCGGUUAAUAACUCAGUCCUAAUCUUACUCUUUUACAUGUAACGCCUUGAAGAAGUCGUGUUCCUUCUGUACGACGUGGUGACUUAUCACAAAUCGAAGUCUCAAAAAGAUGAAACAACAUUUUUCUCUACAUGGUGAUAAAUGGAUCCCCACCAAACAAAUUGAUAGUAUGUGGGAAUUUUUCAAAGCUGUAGACUGGACUGAACAUUGGUUGAUAGGUCUGAUUGUUUUCCACACGGCAACAUUCCUAUGUGUUAUUUGCACAAGAAAAUACACUAACUUUCAAAUCGUCUUAUUCUUGUUGCUAUUGGGACUGGCAUUUGCUUCAGAACAAAUCAAUACCUUAGGAGCGCAACACUGGAGGACCUUUGCAAAGGAGCAGUAUUUUGAUUCAGCUGGUUUGUUCAUAACAGUUGUGUAUUCAGGUCCAAUACUUCUAAACUGCUUUGUUUUGACAGUCUCCUGGCUGUGGACAGCGUGGAAAAUGAUGAUAGUGGUAAAGAGAGGACAACUUAAAGAACUGAAGAAGAAGGAAAGAGAAGAAAAAAAAUCACAAUAAGAUCAAGAGUAUAGAAUGCUAAUAUUAAGUGUUUAUAUUUAUUGAGAAAAAAAAGGAUUCUCUCUUGCUA
Molecule: messenger RNA, 639 nt
Organism: Pocillopora damicornis (cauliflower coral)
Lineage: Eukaryota; Metazoa; Cnidaria; Anthozoa; Scleractinia; Pocilloporidae
Product: transmembrane protein 18
Source: RefSeq, a predicted model, not a curated record